UUAUUGGUAAAAGUAAUGCUGGAUGGGCACACUUCAUCUUCAACCCCACAUGUUACUGGAGAUGAAAUGGUCGGUAGUGGUGCAAGAAGAAAAGUCUCUAGUCCAUUGCAUGCUCCAAUCAAUGAGGAUCAAUCCAAAACACACACGGCGGAAAAUAUAUCAGUGACGCCAUGGACAAUUUCUCAUUCAGCAAUACCAGGAAAUAAUUUCAAAAAACGUGAAAGGAGGCAUAUAUAUCAUGACAUUGUCCCCCUUAAAAAUGAUGAUAAAAAAAAUAUUCAUGAAGGAGCAGGUCAGAGCUCCAACACUGAAGCACAAGUUGGGAAUUGUUUGAAUUCUGAGUUGAAGUCCAACAAGUCAAUAAAGCCUGCUAUACCUCCUAAACCAAAAUAUAUUUUGCGUGAUAAACGACAAAGACAUGUUUAUCAGACUAUCGAUUUGCAGUCAAAACUAAAUGGAAGCAUUCCCCCACCACUGCCCAAUAAGCCUCCAAGAUUGCAGUAUUUUAAUAAGGAUGGUGUACCCCCUCCACUACCUCCACGAGUCGUAAAUGAUGAAGCUGUAAAACAACGCUAUAAGCUUGAUCAGGAAUAUUUUGAAAAUUUACGCAAAAGUGUUGACGAACAUUUAUUGAAUCUGGCAGAGGCAGAUGAUCUUCCUGUACCUAUACAACACAAUAUUCCCUCUGGUAACACCCAUGACACUAGGCGACAUAAUUAUGGUGCACACAGUCCUCCUUUAACCAUCAAUCCUACUGAUUUGACAUUUGAUACAGCGCUUAGGCGACACUCGCUGCCUCUAUAUGAAUCUAUCCCAGAUGUGGACAGAAAUGCUACAGCACCACCAAUCCCGAAUAGACCUGUUGUUAGGACAUUGUCAAAUGAAAAUGAUACUGAAAACAAUGAUAUAAUUCCACAUGAGUUGCCUGUUGAAGCGGGAGUAAAUACCAACUUACCUCAUGCGAAAUUGGCAGAAAACUUAUUAUUGCUCAAAAAAUGUGGAUGGUAUUGGGGAAACAUGACAUGGCAAGAAGCCGAAGCUCUACUUACACAGAAGGAAGGCGAAGGAGUAUUUUUGAUGCGUGACAGCCAGAAUCCUCUCCAUCUUCUAACAAUCACUGUGCGUUCAACAACCAACACCGUACAUCAUAUCCGUGUAGAAUAUUGUGAAGGAAAAUUUCAACUCUAUGAACCUGGUCGUGCUGUAAGUCGAAGUGCUGCACAAUGUGUUCGCCACUCAAAUAUUGAACAGUUCAUCAAGCUGGCCGUAAAGCACUCUAUAUCAGGAAGUUUCUUGUAUUUCCUCAAACCAAAAAAUAUGGGCGAACCACCGGUGCAAAUAAGGUUAUUAACUCCGAUUUCGAGGAUGUCUAAAAUCAAGUCUCUCAAAUACAUGUGCAGAAUGACAAUAAGAAAUUGUGUUGUUGCGGAAUUGAUUCCUUCUAUUUCUGUUCCACCUAAAAUCCAACAGUACUUGAUGUCUGGACCGUACUAUGACACAGAUGAAGACCUCUGAAAUAAUUUGCUUUAACAACUGAAUUAUAGUAUGUGAAGAAUUAUGGUUUUGAGAAAUUGUUUCUGGAAUCAUAUAGAGCAAAAUCAGGAAUUUGGAAUGAUAUCUUCACCAAUAGCUUCAGUGACAUACAGAUAGAAAAAUUUUUAAAUAUAUAAUUGGUUAUUACCCUGUUCAAAAUGUUCAUAUGAUUGGCCAAAGUGGCAUAUUCCCACUACUGCUCAUUUUCUGCUGCAUUUGUGCUAGUAGAUUAUUGUAAGCUUAUCUGAUGAAGUAAACCUUAGUAUUACAGACUAAAAUGUGUAGAAGUGUGAACCACAUAAAUACUAAAUAAAUGGUCAUGUUGUUUGACAUAGGUUAUGCAAACAAGCCUUCCAGUCUGAAACUAGGUUAUUUAGUCGGAUAGUUAAGCUAUAACAUCUGUAUUGAAUGGCCCGUCUUUAUUUGACUUCCAGAAUAUAAUUUUACGGAAACAUUCAAAGUAGCAGUAGUUGAAUUUUGAUAUAGUAUUGGUACUAAGUAACCAAUUAUUUAGAUUUUGACCAUUCAAAAUAAGGGUCAAAAUGCUCAAAAUCGUACUGCCAAUUCACAGUUUACAAUAAAUGAAAUCUUGUUUGCCUGUUGUUUUGUACGAAAUUUGUCACCACUAACGCCACUUAUACGAUGGAAAAUGAAUCUAAUUUAACUAUUUUCUAAUACAUUUUGAUGCAAUGUUGUGUUUAAAUAUACCUAGAUAUGUUUUGUAAUCUCAUUAUCCACAAAUUUAUAUUUGUUAUAUAUAUUUGUAUGUAUUCUUUUGUGUGCAAUAUUGGCAUUUUAAUUUGUCGUUUUCAGCAUUACUCAUCUGCUGCUAUAUAAGAGGUAAUGUUUCACAGUGUGUGGUUUGUUGAUUCUCACUAAUAAAUAUAUAUUGUGCAUCAA
Styela clava is the source of this 2433-nucleotide messenger RNA. RefSeq lists its product as uncharacterized. Gene Ontology annotation, molecular function: 1-phosphatidylinositol-3-kinase regulator activity. Gene Ontology annotation, biological process: phosphatidylinositol phosphate biosynthetic process; intracellular signal transduction. Lineage: Eukaryota; Metazoa; Chordata; Ascidiacea; Stolidobranchia; Styelidae. Gene Ontology annotation, cellular component: phosphatidylinositol 3-kinase complex. The record is from RefSeq and is a predicted model, not a curated record.